Messenger RNA from Suillus bovinus, 1245 nucleotides. RefSeq lists its product as uncharacterized. The coding region runs from base 1 to 1245 and encodes 414 amino acids. The record is from RefSeq and is a predicted model, not a curated record. NCBI's taxonomy places the organism in Eukaryota, Fungi, Basidiomycota, Agaricomycetes, Boletales, Suillaceae. The transcript is spliced from 4 exons.
AUGACAAGCCGCUUAUCGACCCUCUUCCAAGUAUCACACCGAACACAAAGAUGUUUUCAUAGCUUCCCUGCCACACGCACGGAAAAUUACCGACGUGCAAGCGACAAGCUGUUCGCAGAUGCAGAACGGGAGCAAGCAGAAGAAGCUCAAAGCCCUAAACCAAGCAUUUCAAAUAUUCCUCGCCUGCAAAGCCAGGAUGAAAACUGGACAGGCGAAGAAUCUAUACAGGAUGCUGUGCUGCGCAUGCUCGUCGACAAGUACAAGCCUAUGCGCUCGGGGCCUAUCAGGACAGCUGAUAUGAAGCUGAGGGAAGCGCCGCCGAGGCAUACCACUUACAAGACCCCCUCUCAUGCGUCUGCAUCCAUUAAGCUCGGUAAUUUCACACCUACAUCCGCGCGCACACCUGGCGUCCACACCGUGGCGGACGAACGCACCAGAAAGACAGAGAGGGAGCUUGCCAGACGCAAAGAGCAAGCAGGACGACUGACAAGAGCUAGAGAGUCAACAUUGGAUUAUCGCUUGGGCCUGAAGAACGGCGAUCGACAGCCUGCUGCUCGUCGGAACCCUGUGAGCAUGAGGGGGUGGCAGGCCUUGAUAGAAGACCAGAUACAGAAAGCUCGAGCUGCCGGACAUUUCGACAAAAUCAAAGGGCGAGGUCAGCCUAUGGUUAGACUGAGUGACGAGCACAACCCUUUCAUUGCGAGAGAGGAGUUCCUCAUGAACCGGAUUGUUCAAAGGAACGGGGCAGCUCCACCGUGGGUCGAAGUCCAAAUUGAGCUCGAGACUGCAGUGAACUCAUUUCGCGAUGUCCUGCGGCAGUCGUGGACAAGGCGCACAAUCCGGACUCUAACAAUGUUGCAACCAGCGGCUAUGUUGCCUUCAUUAUCACUGGGCAGCGUGACAUCAUUGCGCGAUCGCGAGUGGGAAGAACGAGAGCGCUCUUACCACGAUACAGCCGUCGCCGAAUUGAAUUCUUUGGUACGUAAAUACAAUGCCCUUGCGCCAUAUUCUGUACGCCGCCCAUAUUAUUCUCGAGAGGCCGAAUUAGCCAAGGCGUAUCAGGAUUGUGGGUAUGAUAUUAUGCGUGGGAUAUCAGAGAGAAGAGAGAUACACGGCAAGUCUGUUGCCUCACCAUCAUCUGAAGUCGAGUCUUCUGUGGAUGUCGAUGCCUACUCUUUGAGGUUUCGGGAUAUCAUUCGUCGGUGGCUUAGGAAGCUGCGAGACAGAUUCAUCAACGUAUCCUGA